Messenger RNA from Sardina pilchardus (European sardine), 3073 nucleotides. It is a transcript of the gene malt3, whose product is annotated as MALT paracaspase 3. Gene Ontology annotation, biological process: proteolysis. The coding region runs from base 130 to 2184 and encodes 684 amino acids. Lineage: Eukaryota; Metazoa; Chordata; Actinopteri; Clupeiformes; Clupeidae. Gene Ontology annotation, molecular function: cysteine-type endopeptidase activity. The record is from RefSeq and is a predicted model, not a curated record. The transcript has 15 exons.
CAUGAAGUGAGUUUUGCGCCUGUUAAUUUAAUUGUGACAGGCAAGUGGUUGUCAUUCUCUGUAGUGUCAGGGACGAUCAGACAUCCGCGGAUAAGUUGCUGCCAUUUGUCAAGAGUUACGGUGGUCGACAUGGCAGCGAGCCAUGGCGCUGGACUUAUGCUAGACUCUCCCCAGAGGAGCACUGUUUCUGUGGAUGUCCAACACUACCUGGUCUAUGAAGAGCUGAUGAAGAGAAUGAUUGGUGGUAUCGUUAUUGUGGCGCCCCCCGUGCCAGCCACCGUCCCGCCUAAUUACCCGGUGACAUUGAAGAUUCAAGCAGAGGGGCAUGGCCGUCUGUCUUACCAGUGGUUCACCUUUAGAAAUGAGGAGAUUAUUGCGGUGCCGAAUGGGGUCGAGGCAAAACUGGUAGUUAUUCCCCAGAAGUCUCAGCGCUAUGUGUGCCGUGUGAGCGACCAUCUCUCCAACUGUGUGUUCAGUGAAUGGAUCAAGGUCGAUGUCCUGGACAGUCCAGCCUCAGGUCUCCCAAAUAACUGGGAUGGAUCACCCCACAUUGUGCUCCACCCCAAAUCCCAAAAGGUUAAGCCAGGAAAACCGGUGACCCUAAACUGCGCUGCCUUUUUCAUACACCCUCCCAAUUACCAGUGGUACAGAAAUGGCGUCAUCAUAGAGGACCAGACAAGCAGGGCGCUCCAGAUUGACUGUGCAAAUGCUGAGAAUGCUGGAUCGUAUCUCUGUUGUGUUACAAAUGUCAACGGGGAGUCCUGGACAGAAGCAGCUGACGUAGAAAUCGUGCCUCUUGACCAGCCUCGUGUCUCACGGCCCACAGCGACAGGCAAAGUGGCUCUCCUGAUAGGGAACUUGAAUUACUCCUGCCACCCCCCGCUGAUGGCCCCAACCAUGGACGUGUACGAGCUGGCUCAGCACCUCCAGCAGCUGGACUUCAGGGUGGUGUCUCUGCUGGACCUCUCCAAAAAGGAAAUGAAUGCCGCCAUCGAGAAGUUCCUGCAGCUGCUGGACAAGGGAGUGUAUGGCCUUUUCUACUAUGCUGGUCAUGGGUACGAACAGGCGGGCAGGAACUACAUGGUGCCCAUCGAUGCGCCACGGCCCUACAACACAGAGGACUGUGUGUGUGUGCAGCGCAUCAUGAAGAAGAUGCAGGAGCGCCACACGGCUCUCAACGUCAUCCUGCUGGACACAUGUCGCAAGUGGUACAGAAUGGACAAGAGGCACAAACAGCAUCUCAACGUCUCAGAGAUAACGCCCUUGGCACCACUGGGUAACACAGUGUAUGGCUACGCAACGUGUGAGGACGCUGAGGCCUACGAGGUGCAGGACGCCAGGGGCAAGAGCACAGGAAUCUUCACCAAAUACUUGAACAGGCACAUUCUGCAGACGGAGAAAGUCACACACAUCUUGGAGCAGGUUUCUGAAGAUCUGGGCAGGGACCCGCUGGUGAUGGGCAAGCAGGUGUGUGAGAUCAAACACACGCUGAAGGAGCCGAGGGCGCUGACGGACCCCGUGCGGACGGCCGGACACACCUGCGAGGUGCGCGUGAGGGACAGCUUCUGGAGGAACGCCAACGUCUUGCCCAAGAGGGAGCUUCUGGUGUUUCCUAGCGGCGUCAAAGUGGAGCUUAGUUUCUCGGCGUUGUUCUCAAACGUCCUGGUCGUCUUUGCCACAGUGAAGGACACUGGACCCAGGGCCCAGGACUGUACGGUCAUCCUUACGAGCACGCCGGGUCUCGAAGACAUUUUCUCUGGGCCAGAUCGGUCAGAGGAGUUUGAUUCUCUUCUGAUGAGCCAGUCUGAUAACGCCGACUCCAGUAUUCGCCUCUGCUGUCUUCAGAGACUUCAGACAUCCUUGGAGAUCAAGGUGGAUUUGCACUACUUGGACAUCGACAGCGGCCGGAGACUCAGGGAGAGUAGAUCUUUGCCCGUGGGGAAGCCUUUGGUUGCAGCCUGUUCACUGAACUCGGCCAGGCCCGCAGGAGCCGCAGGAGCCACAGGGGGGCCACAGGGCCCCCAGUCCUGCAGUAGCUGGCCGAGGAAGGGCGAGGCGAGGCUUUCGGCCCGGCCACACACACGCAAGGCGGAGAAUGCAGUAGACAGCAGGCUGUGGGUUCCAUCCACCAGCGGCAACCAGCCAGAGGAGAAUGAUGAAAGUGACAUCCAUAAUUUUACUUAGGGAAUAAUGUUUAGUCUGACGGUCAUUCUUCAAAAAUAUAUUUUGUCCUGCGGGAUCUGUUUUUAAAGAAUGACCCUAGAAAACGGAUUAACAUGACCUGUACAUCAUCUCACUUAUUAUAUGGCUACUUACAAAAGUGAUUGAAGACAUUCCUCCAAAAUAUCUCUUUCCAAAAUACUGUAUAUAGCUUUUGCUGAGAGAUAGUUAGUUCUAUAAAGUUUUAGGUGUUCUGAAAACCUCAGUUACUGACAAUGAAUUUCUGUUCUGUGACAAGUAAACAGAUUACCUGCAGAAUGAUAUGAACAUGUGAAUCAGAUUCACAACACCUGUUGAGUCUUAUAACAACGUGAUGUCCCUGUCUUUACUGUGUGAUGAUAUUCAUGUAUUUUUACUUGGUAACAAACAAACAGGGAAAUCUUGAAAAUCUUUGUGUUAUCUCAUUCAGUACAUGCUUUAAUAAUGUUUCAGUAAUCAAGGACUUGAUGAAACAUUGGCAUUAAUGAAGCCUUACAUUUAUGAAGGAUUUUGGUACAUUUCCUUUUUCAUGUUAUGAUAAAUGCCAGAAGUCAGAAACUAUCGAGUGUGAUUUUAAAAACAAUGCAAACAAGAGCUUUGCUGUUCUGUUAAAAUGUUUUGUUUGUUUCCGAUUUUCAGCUUUGAGUCAGAUACGAAAUGAUUUUGAUAGGCUACAUAUUGUUGGCUUGUUUAAGUACAUCUCACCUUGGAAAAGUAGUUCUCAGUUUAUGUGUUAUUUAUUUCUUUAGAACUGUUGAUCAACUGUACUAUGUAAUUCUGAAUGACACCUUAAAAAACUACUUAUUUGUUCAUAGACAUGAAUGAAUGUUGUAUCUUGGCUCUCUAUUUGAGCUUUAAUAAAGAAAAGCUAAAU